Messenger RNA from Chondrus crispus (carragheen), 1112 nucleotides. RefSeq lists its product as hypothetical. The record is from RefSeq and is a predicted model, not a curated record. Gene Ontology annotation, molecular function: methyltransferase activity. The coding region runs from base 1 to 918 and encodes 305 amino acids. NCBI's taxonomy places the organism in Eukaryota, Rhodophyta, Florideophyceae, Gigartinales, Gigartinaceae. The transcript is spliced from 2 exons. Gene Ontology annotation, biological process: methylation.
AUGUCGCCCCCCAGCCUCCUGCUAGCCGCGCUGCACCGCCUCCUAACGCCCUCGCAGCCCCCCGAACUCGACAUGGUCACCUUCUCCUCGCAGCUGUGCGCGGCCUCGCGCGCGCUCGAGACCUCUCUCCCGCCGCCGCUGCGUCUCUUCACGGACCCGUACGCGGAGCUUCUGGCGGGCCCGGAGGCCCUGUCGCGCGCCCGCGCGCGCAUGGUCAGCAUGCUACACCUGGCCAUCCCCGCGCGCCCGCGCAUCGCCAUCCGCACGCGCUACUUCGACGACUUUGCAAACUCGGCCCUCCACCGCUUCGCCCCCGGCAAGGCCCAGCUCGUCUCGCUCGCCGCGGGGCUGGAGACCCGCGCCUUUCGCCUGUGCGAGCUCAGCGAUCAGGUCGCGCUCUUCGAGGUCGACCGCCAGGAGGUCUUCGACAGGAAGGAGCGCCUGCUGGCGGACGUUCAACCCACGCCGCAGGUUAGGGCUGGGUCGAGAACUGUCGUCGACGCAGACUUGGCGGAGCCGGACUGGACUCGCAAGAUUGACGAGGCCGGCUUUGAUAGGGCCCUUCGGACCGUCUGGUUGCUGGAGGGCUUGCUGUACUAUUUGGACGAGGAGAGGGUCACCCAGCUUCUGCGCGAGGUGUGGGAAAUUUCCGCAGUGGGCUCAUGCGUUUGCUUCUCGGUCGUCACGGGCUUGGCCAAGCACUACAAGAAAUCAGACACGCUUGCCAAUUAUUUCAAGUCGGCCAUGCCCGAUCCGCAUGCUGUCUUGAGCGAGGCGGGCUGGUCUCUGGAUGCUGUCGAUCAGCUCGGCGGGCCAAAUGCAAACUAUGGAAGGUGGCAGACGUCGGAGACCAUCGGCCUGGACGACUGGAGGAGUACGCGGUCGACCAUUUAUGUGUCGGCCACAAAACGGAGAUAAGGGGAGGGCAGCGGGUUUUGUAGUUGAGCGAAGCAAGAUUAUGCGACGUGGAGUAGAGGUGGGGCGCGGCGUUGCGUCUGUAGAGCAGGGAUUCCGUUAAUGGCGUUGGUGAGAUAUGACUUCCCGCCGCCUCCGGCGGGUGAUUGUUGGCUUGGACGUGCGUUGCGUUGUACAUAAAGAAAGCAUUUGUAGAA